UCUUUUUUUUUCUUUUAAUCAAAAAAAGAUUAAAAACAAAAAUGUAGGUAAUUUUCUAAUUUUUCUGCCCCAACAAAAGAGCUUUGCUGCAGAGCACAGUAAAUCCACCAUAAUCAGAUUUAAGGUUUAUUCCCAGUCGACAGCGCAGUGACAGCAGCUCUCAUUGGCCACCUGUUGCCAAAUGUUUCUGCAGCGACUUGUUGCCGUUUGUCUGAAAAGCAAACAGCACAGAUUCCCUUGUUCUCGUAGACGGAGCACCAACUAAUCAUCUGUCAUCCUCUCAGGUACAAAUUCAUAUCCGACAGACGGUAGGAGACAAUUGUGGGUUACUUUGUGUUGCUGUGAGCUUAUUAUAAAAAGGUUUAAUUGCCCAUAAAGGUACAAAAAGAAAAUUUCCCAGACAAUUUAAUUGAUUUCUCAUCUAGAAAAAGCUUGAGAUCAUAAAGUUUGUUUUUAUGUGUUUCUUAUCUUAAUUUUCUCUUUUUUUAAAUCAGAUCUACGUUGUUAAAUCCGGAUGUCUGACUCAGUCAUCAUAGUUAUGAACAGAGCAGCAGACUUCUGGUAAAGCUGGCGGUUUCCAUCUCUUCUUCUUCUACUCUGAAAACAUGGCUUGGUUGACGGUGCCUGUCGACCUGCUUUCCAAAUGUCUUGGCCCAUUCACCGAUGUGUGGCUGACUCUUGUGUUUGGCUUCCUAAUUGUGCCGGCUGUAUUUGGAUUUCCUUUUGGGAUCCAUAAAUACUACGUGAGGAUACUUCUCAGUAUAUUUGAGUGGACAACAUUACAAAUGGAGCUAAAGGCAAAAGAGAAGAAUCAUCAACUCUACAAACACUAUACCAAUGGUAUCAUAGUCAAAGUCCCAGAUUCAACUUUGAAGCAGGAAAUUCAAGAUCUACGACAUAGUGCUGGUUGUCCGAGUCUGGAGCCACGGUUUGAACUGGCUGAUGUUUUCUUCUUCUGUCGGAAAGCCUUGGAGAACAUUAUAGAUGAUGACGUGACCAAGCGCUUCUCGGCCCUGAAGUUGGAAAACUGGAACUUGCUCACCAGGAGCAACCACAACUUCUGCUAUAUAAGUCUAAAACUUUUAGCCCUGUGGAUUCUGGGAGUUUUAAUCCGCUAUGGUGUACUGCUCCCUUUCAGGUCAGAGAGGCAAAGAAGUAGGUUUAGAAUACAUUUUUUUACCUGUCUUAAAUUACCAUUUUAUUUUGUGUUUUGCAGAGUAACUGUGGCUAUCACAGGUAUUUUUCUGUUUAUUGUUUUAAGUACCGUGGUGGGAUUAAUACCCUGCACAAAGUUGAGAACCUACCUUAGUGACAAGGUGCAUCUGAUGGGUUAUCGCCUCUGUGUUAGAGCUCUGACUGGAAUCAUCACCUAUCACAACAGGAAAAACAAACCAAAGAAUGACGGCAUCUGCGUGGCCAAUCACACGACACCAGUAGAUGGGAUCAUCCUGGCCAAUGACCAUUGCUACUCUUUGGUUGGGCAGUUACACGGAGGCUUGCUGGGAAUGAUCCAGAGAGCCAUGGCAAAGUCCUCUCCUCAUAUAUGGUUUGAGCGAGCUGAAGUCAAAGACAGACGCCUAGUGGCCAAAAGGCUCAGGGAUCAUGUUGCAGAUGAAAACAAACAUCCUGUCCUCAUCUUCCCUGAAGGUUCUUGUGUCAACAACACAUCAGUGAUGAUGUUUAGGAAGGGGAGCUUUGAAAUCGGCUGCACCAUCUACCCUGCCGCCAUUAAGUAUGAUCCUCGCUUUGGAGACGCUUUUUGGAACAGCAGUAAAUUUGGUUUGGUGGGAUACCUUCUGAGGAUGAUGAGCAGCUGGGCCAUCGUCUGCAGCGUUUGGUACUUGCCACCAAUGAACAGGAAGGAAGGAGAGGACGCCAUGCAGUUCGCCAAUCGAGUAAAAGCUGCCAUAGCUGCCCAGGGAGGGCUAGUGGACCUCAUAUGGGAUGCCGGACUGAAACGAACCAAAGUGAAGGAUACUUUUAAAGAAGACCAACAGCAGCUUUACAGCAAAAUACUUCUGGGUGACCAUGAAAACCACAACCUCCCCGAAAGCUGAUGUCCAGACAGGAGACAAAGAAGAAAACCAGUAUAGUUACAGGCUAUUAUCUUCUGUUUAGUAAUUCAACACAUGGUGGUAAAACUCAUUAACAAACAAUGAAGGUUGCGUCUUCAAGUCUUUCAAAUAAAAUUGGUUCCGGGUCAGAAAAUUUGAAGAGUUGUUAACUUUAAAGGUCAGACUAUUACAUAGUAAGUCUAUUUUGUUCUCAAAUCUCUCUGAUGAUUUAUUAGGAAAUCACAUUCUGUGACCCAGUGAAAUCCUAAUUUAGCAGAACCUUAUAGAUGCAGCGACUGCAGACGUUACAUAACUGAGACUAUAGAGCUGCCAGCAUUUGUAAGUCAAUUUACUAAUUGGCUCAAGACUCUGUUCGUCUGCAGCUUUAAUCUUUUGCACAUAACGAAGGUGAAACACAUUGUUAGUUUGAUAGCUGUGGGUUUAUUAUUUCACUGGACAUUUCUGGUUUAUUUUAACUGAGCCUCAUUGUAUUGUUUUACAACUGGAAUCUGUUGAAAUUAUGUACUUGACUUUAAAUUUGUCUGUAUGAUUAGACUGAAUUGUCCUUUUUUUUUGUAAAGUGCCUUGAGAUGUUAUCGCUACAAACAUAAAACUGAACUGAAUUGUCAAAUUUCAAUAAGUGUUUUCCUCUUGUUUGCCUCCCUCUAACAGCAGGAGUCACUAUUUCACAAAAACAGCAAAUCUACAUCUGAACUAAAUACAUUUUCUAUGUAUAUCAUUUUGAGGAUGAGGAAGCCUAAUGGAUGCAAAAGAAGAAGCAGAAACUCAGUUCUGUAACGAGUAUGGAGGUCCAAAACGAAAAACAUGGAGACACAGGUGAAGCCUCACUGCUCAUUAGGACUGAAGGUUCUGCACUUGCCUUUUUAGGCAAGGGGCAAAAACACAGAAUAUAUGUAAAAAUGCUAAAACAAAUUUUAAAAAAGAAUGUGACCUGUCAUUGUUUGACAGGUUGAACAUUCAGAGAUGAUAUCAAGUACUUUCUA
This is a messenger RNA of Xiphophorus hellerii (green swordtail), 3058 nucleotides long. Its product is annotated as glycerol-3-phosphate acyltransferase 4-like. The transcript has 11 exons. Gene Ontology annotation, biological process: triglyceride biosynthetic process. Gene Ontology annotation, molecular function: glycerol-3-phosphate O-acyltransferase activity. The record is from RefSeq and is a predicted model, not a curated record. NCBI's taxonomy places the organism in Eukaryota, Metazoa, Chordata, Actinopteri, Cyprinodontiformes, Poeciliidae. Gene Ontology annotation, cellular component: endoplasmic reticulum. The coding region runs from base 606 to 2057 and encodes 483 amino acids.